AUGGCACAUCCCUCCCAACUAGGUUUUCAAGAUGCAACUUCUCCUGUAAUAGAAGAACUUCUUCACUUUCAUGAUCACACUUUAAUAAUUGUUUUUUUAAUCAGCACGUUAGUACUAUACAUCAUUAUUGCAAUAGUAACCACCAAACUUACUAAUAAGUUUAUCCUUGACUCACAAGAAAUUGAAAUUAUUUGAACAUUACUUCCAGCCAUGAUUUUAAUCUUAAUCGCUCUUCCAUCGCUUCGUAUCCUGUACCUAAUAGAUGAAAUUAGCAACUCUCAUCUCACUAUUAAAACCAUUGGGCACCAAUGAUAUUGAAGCUAUGAAUAUACAGAUUAUGAAAACAUCACAUUCGACUCCUAUAUAACUCCUACCCAAGAUCUAAUGCCUGGUCAGUUCCGAUUACUAGAAACAGAUCACCGAAUAGUAGUUCCUAUGGAGUCACCUACCCGAAUCCUCGUUUCUGCAGACGACGUUUUACACUCGUGAGCUGUUCCAAGCCUUGGCAUUAAAAUAGAUGCAGUACCAGGACGGUUAAACCAAACAGCAUUUAUUGUCUCGCGACCAGGUGUAUAUUACGGCCAGUGCUCUGAAAUUUGUGGAGCUAACCAUAGUUUUAUACCCAUUGUUGUUGAAGCUGUUCCACUAAAAUACUUUGAAGAUUGAUCUUCCCUAAUACUCCAAGAUGCCU
Messenger RNA from Nothobranchius furzeri (turquoise killifish), 691 nucleotides. The record is from the annotation of a RefSeq genome assembly. Lineage: Eukaryota; Metazoa; Chordata; Actinopteri; Cyprinodontiformes; Nothobranchiidae.